Molecule: messenger RNA, 9011 nt
Organism: Drosophila gunungcola (fruit fly)
Lineage: Eukaryota; Metazoa; Arthropoda; Insecta; Diptera; Drosophilidae
Gene: bbg
Molecular function (GO): protein binding
Source: RefSeq, a predicted model, not a curated record
AGCGCGUUCGCACACGCGCGCGCUCUAUAGUUUGUACAUCUAUAUUCCCAUCCGAUCCGAUCCGAUCCGAGAUCCGAUCUGACCGUCUUCGUGCUUUUCGCCUGCUUCUCGCUCUCUCUAAUCAGUUGGCCUACGCUUUGGGUCCGCGUACUUCGCGGCUAAUUUCCAACUUAAGAAGUGAAAAACAACAAAAUCAGGCAAAUAAUUGAGUAAUUAAAGUUAAACUGCAGUAAACUCAACUUAAUGAAACUAAAGUGAUUAUAACAUGCAAGCAAUUUGAAAAUCUAAUAAAGUGCUCAGGCCAAAUCUGUCAAUGUAAUUGUUUGCCUAUCUGUGCAUGUGCUCAAAAAUCAACCGAUCAAACUGAAUCCACAGUACACAACCAAUAAGGUCAUAACUCAAAUCUGCAAAAAUGGCCUCGACAGCCAAAGCGAAUGGCACGACAGCGAAGACAGCAACCAUGGAAGAUGACUACAUAACGGUAGUGGAAGUGGACGAUCCCACGUCUUCCGCCGAGGAUCGCCUAAAGAAGCUAGUCAAGCGGCAGAGCUCCGUGGCGGAGGAUUCCUCGUUCAUCACAGUGCUGACCAUCAACGAGAUGGAGCUGCUGCAGCAGCGACGCCAGGAGGAGGAAGCUGGAAGUGCCCCAAUCCCUAUGAAGGAGGAGCAAAUAGAGGAUGUCACAGUGUUCCGAUUGCCGGGGGAACGUCUAGGCUUCGGCCUUAAGUUCCAGGGAGGAACACGGAGCACAGAACUCGUCCAGAAGCUGUACAUACAAUCCUGCGCCGCCGACAGUCCCGCCUCCAAAGUGGCCACCAGUUGGGGAAUCCUCCGCGAGGGCGAUGAGAUCGUCAGUAUCGAUGGCCGGGAUGUCAGGCAGAUGACCCGCAUCGAUUGCGUCCGCGGACUCAAAGACAAUGUGGCCAUUCAGCUGGUGGUGCGCAAUGGCCACGGACAAAAGCCACCCAGCGAAGAGGAUCCGCAGCAGCAGCUGGAGCAGCUCUCGAUCACCCUGAAUGCCCAACCACCGCCGCCGCCACCAGUGCCACCAAGGAAGUUGGUGAGGCGACAAAACUCCAAGGAGAACCAGGCACAGCUGGUCAUCGAGAAGCCACUGACCCCGCCACCGGAUGCCGAGUACUACCUGAACCUACUCACCGAGUCCAUCAAGGCUGGCUCCGAGUCGGACGACACCGCCAGCACCAUUUCCACCGUCAUCGACAAGUUCUCCAUGGGCUCCAACUACUCCUCGGACAGCAGUCUCAAUGGCCAUGAGCUGGCCAAGGUUCUGCAACCAUUCACCCUGCUCGAGCAGGAGUUUCUGCCCUUGGAACAGCCCCUGGGGCAUCCCAAGUUGCUCAUUCCCGGCAACAACUACGAGAACGUGGAGUUCAAGACGGAGAAGGUCAAUGUGUACGAGAACGUGGAGCUCAGAAGUCCGGAAACGACGCCCACGCCAAAGCCCAGAGUCCAGUUGGCCACCGUGGAGCCGAAGAAGCGAUCCAUCAUACCCAUGCCACGGAAAAUCCCUGCACCCAGUAAACUGCCCAUCGAGGUGACUCCGCCGCGUGUGCCCUCCAUGGAGGAGCCCAAAACUCCCACCAACGAGCAGCUGGACUCCCCCACGACACCCACAAAUGAGAUCAGGGAACCACCCACCAGUGCUACCAAAAUACCUAAGGCCAAGUUCUCGCGGGCCAAGACAGAGGGCGAGAUCAAGCUGCACUUGCAGCCCACGAAACAGCAGUCUCCGCAGGGCAAGUCCCGCAUCCCAAUAGUCAGCAGCCCCACUCAAAAGCCAGUGCCCAAGCCGGUGUCACCCACGCUGAAUGGCACUCCGCCCAGCUCAAACAUCCCACGACUGUUGCAGAAGCAGAAAUCCGAAACGGAUCUCAAGCUGAACUUGUACAGGAGCAAGUCGAAGGAGUCGAGUCCCAGGCCGCCUUUGCAGAGAGCCAACUCGGCAGAGGCUCCAGAAAGGACAUUUAUCCCGGUGCUUUUGAAUGGCAGUUCGAAAAGCUCAAACUCCCUGGAGAGCAUCAGUUCGAACGGAAGCAGCAGCAGCGCCAACAGUGGAAGAUCCCCCAAGGGACCAAAGCCCAAGCCGCCAGAGCGGGUGCAGUCGCUGCAGAAGACCCAAAUACCCAAGCUGCAGGCACUUCCAACCACACCGCCCCAACAAAUUCCCAAGCCGAGCAUGCAGACCUUCAAGCAGAGCCCACCCACGCCCAGGUCAACUCCAGUGGGCACCCCAUCGCCAACAAGCAAUCGGGAGAUACGCUUCAAGAUUCAGACGUACGAGAGCAAGGCCCAGGACGAGGACAAGCUGCCCAGCCUCUUUGACCUGGUGCACAGCCAGGACAAGGACACGGGUAAGGAAAGUGAUUCACUCCAGAGCCACAACAGCAUCACCGCCCUCUUGGCGGCCGCCGCCGCCGAGGCCGCCGAUCUCUCGCGGGAGUCUCCUCCGCCGCUGGUCGUUGGGAAAUGCAUGAAGAUCGCGGAUGACAGCAACGCCACCACCUGCUACUCGAGCUCCAGCAGCGGAGAGGAGGACGAGGACGAGCUGGAUGCCGCCAACAGGGAGUACGUGUGCGAGGAUGGCGAGAAGCUGGGUCCGCCGGAGCUGAUAAACGGACCCGGCCCCUCGGAGGCCUACUUCAACAUGUUCUGGCACUCCAACAUGCUGCCCACCAUCGGCGAGGUCGAGGAGGAGUUCUCCUCCCUGGAACCGCAAUCCCUGACAAAUGGAAACAUUGUCAAAUCAGAGGAGCCGAAGAAGUUACCCAAAAUGGAAGUAAAUGCUGGUGGACUGGCCCAGCUGGCUGGCGAUAAGAUUGCUGACCAUGACGCAAGUGCAACGACAGUGGACAGUCGCAAUGAGACCACAACGAACCAGACUCAGGAGAUCAGCUCCAGUAGCUCUAGUUCCACGCGGAGCCAGAGGACCACCACCACGACUCGAGUGACCACCACCAAGACCAGUUCGUCCAGUAGCAUGUCGAGCAGUUCGUCCACCCUCAUCCCAGACAUUGCCUUCAAGCUGCAGCCGUAUGAGGAAAGGGAGGAGAUGUACUCGGAACCCAUUACCACGGUCCACGAAGAACGACGUGUGCUUAGCGAGCAGAAGACCCUCAGCGAACUGAGGACCCGGGACGCUUUGACCGGCGAGGAGCAGCUGGUCACCAGUGCCAAUUCGAAAUCGAGCAGCGCCCGCUUCAAGAAGAUCAGCAGCAACGACAACCUGCUCGACCUUGGCGACGAGCAGGACAUGCAGGAGCAGCCGUUGACCGCCACGAUCACCCAGGAGUCGAGUCUGAGGGAGCGGUUGGAGUGUCCUCAGGAUAACCAGAGUAUCGAGCGGGGUACUCUGACCCUAUCCGAGCGGGGAAAGCAGCUGAGCGAGAUCGAGGGACUCACCACCUACACGGAGUGUGAGACGAGCGAGAAGGAGUCCUACCUGGAGGCCCAACAGGUUCUCAAUGGUGCUGCGACUCUGGGUUCCCCAGAUGAGAACGGCGACCUACCCACGUUCGAACGAGAACUCAGCGAAACCCUCACGGUGACAAACGACGGCGAAAAGCAGGUCACCAAGAAAUUGGAGCAGAGCAAGGAAAUCGCUGGAAAGAAGGGCGCCAAGCUCCUGAAGAAAACCGACGAGGAGCGACGCCUCGAGCAGGAGGCCCAAAAGCUGAUCGAGAGCUACCAGAAGGUGAAGAAGGAAGCGGAGAAGCUCUACAAACUUGAACUGGCCGACGACGACCAGGGCUUUGAUCUAAGCGCCUUCGAGCAGGAGGAGAAAGAGGAUAAGUCGGAAGUCUUUGAGGAAGUCAAAACGGAGGUCAAGGAUUCCAAGCCAAAAGAGCCCACAGUCCAGCAGGAUAUUUCACUCCUAGAAGAGGUUAAUGUCGCUAGCCAAGAGAUGAAAAAAGUGGUUGAAGUCUCACAUGAAGAAGUCAAAGAGAAUAUCCAAGUCACACAUCAAGAAGUCAAGGAAGAGGUCAAGGUAUCACAUCACGAACUUAAGGAAGUCUUGCAGAGUGAAGUGAAAGAAGAGGUCAAGGCACUCGAUGAAGUCAAGGAGGAGGUUAAGGUUUCACAACAGGAAGUUAAAGAAGAGAUUAAAAAAGAGGCUGUCAAAGUGGUGCACAAAGAAGUGAAAGUGAUUCAAGAAAGUGCCCAACUCACAGGGACAACAAGUCACAAGGAGUCAACUAAAGAAGUCACCAAAGUCUCCAAAGCAGAAGUCGCAGUUUCCAAGACGGAAGGCGGAGUUCCUGUCAAAAGUACCACCACAAAAGUAGAGAUCAUCUCGCCGCCCAUAGAAGACGACUUGGGCUAUGUCCUGCACAAGCACAUUAUUCUUCCCCAGGAGGAGGUCAAGAAGGCGCCUACGCCAACGCCACUGCCGAAGCCCAAGCCCAAGCCUCCGGUGCCCACAAACAAACCCAAAAUGUCGGCUAAUUUGACCAAGCCGAAGACAGCACCCCCGCCAGUGCCCAGUAAAAGGGGUGAGGUGGCCGGAGCCGGUGCUAAGCCCACACCCACCCAAAGACGCAGCAGCUUGGAGACCCCCCAGCUGCCCACGCCCCUGGAACGCAUUAUCGUGGGCGUGGAGCAGCGGGGGGAGCGGCAGGAGCGGCAGGAGCGGGAGGAGGCGGCAAAACCCCAGCCAAUUAUUAAGCUGGCCAGCGUGGACCUGCCAAAUGUGGCGCCCAAGGCCAAACAAGCGGCUGCGGAAACGAGUCCCGUGGUGGAGAUGGCACCGGAUGAGCUCCAAUUCGAGAGCCACCAAUUGCCGGAUGAUGGGCAAGGCCAAAUGGACUCGCACAUGGAGUCAAGUGACCUGCUCAGCGGGUCCUCCUCCUCGUCGGUGACCACGCCCAUAACAACGCCAAUUUUGGUGUCGGCCACCUCGUCGAUGGACUCGGUGCAAAGUGUCAUCGAGGUCGUUAAUGGCUUGCCCAUCAUCAGCAGUCAGCAGACUGACGACGACGACAAUGACGAAGAUGGAGCGGAUGAUGAUGAGAUGCACUCGGGGACCGAGGGACCAAAGGAGGUUAAUCCCGUCGAGGAACUAACUACGUUGCCGCUCGACAGAGAACACGAAUCAGAUCUUGGUACCCUCAGCAACCACAACAGCAGCAUCAGCAACAUCAACGCUAGUGGCAACAUCCCGGCAGCAACUUUGAUCAUCAACAGCGGCAGCGGUAGCAAGAAGACAACAUUUGAGGCGGCAACCACAAGCAAACCUGCUGCACCACUGAACCCCGGCAAAAUGGAGCUGCUGAGCAGCACCACAGCUACAGCAACGGCAACAGCAACAGCAACAACAACAGCAACGACAACGACGACAGCAACGCACCACCUGCAUCAGGCCACCACCACAAAGCAGCUGCUGGUGCAGGAUUACCUGAGCUACGCCGCACCACCCACAUACUCCCGCCUGCCGCCCGACGGCCAUGAGUUUCCGCCCAACUUCAGCGAGCCACUGAUCAUGCACGGCCACCCACUGAAGGUCACCACCGAGCUGAGCUACGAGAUUCAGGGUGGCAAGGAGGAGACCUCCGCUGCCCCGCCGCUGCCCAAGACGGGACCGCCGGCCACAGUUCCCAGGAAAGUGUACCGCCAGGACUUGGUCAUUAACGUGGAAGCGGCACCCAGUUUGGGCCGGGACUACCAGAGGUCCCUGAGUGGGGUGGAUUAGGAGUUGGAGGGAGUUGCUCCACGCAAGCCCAGCGAUUGGCGCAAGGAUGAGAAGUCGGAGAAGUCGGUGCGCGACAAGAUUGCCAUGUUCUCGUCCAACAACGAACUGGAUGCCAUACCACCAGCUCCGGCCACAGCGCCCAUUUCCAGCUCCUUUUCCCGAAAGCCCCUGAACAGGAGCAGUGAGAAUCUGCUGGACAGCUGUUCGGCGUCCUCGGCUCCUGCGCUGAAAACCCGCGCCAUGAGCGUGGAGAACCUGAACGAUGUCCAGCGGCAAUACCAGUUGGCCAAACAGCUGCCCCAGUUGCAUGUGGCCGACUCCAUGUACUCCCUGAACACGGCCACGCCCACCCAGAGCUACGCCUCCUUGCCGAGGCGGAGCCACGGCGGAUCGUACUCGGCGGGCGUGGAGCGGAGGAUCAGUUUCUCGGGCGAAGGCGGUGAGGCGGCCAACCGAAAGGCUGCCAUUACGAACAUCCUUGAGCAAAGGAGGCGGAGUCUGUCGAAGCUGCGCGGCCUGGUGAUCCCCGAGAGACCCCAGUUGCUGGAACCCAUCCUGGACCUGCCGGAGAUCAAGAGCCAGGUGAAGGCGGCCAGCGGGGAGGACAGUACGGACAGUGGCUUGGGCGAGAGCCACCGCAGUACGGCAAGCCGAAGCAAUCAAGUGGCUGCAGGCAGUGUGGGCAGCAACUAUCGCAGCAUCUUCGCCAGCGGCCAGCGGAGACCGCUGGAGCAGCAGCUCUCCCAGCCGCCAGCCAAGCCGCCCCGGACGUCGCUGACACCGCUCCAGCCGCGCACCAUGAUGAUGCCGCCACCACCGCCGCCCCUGGACCAGGAAAGCGACACGGACUCGGUGUUCUCGCACACGGCCCGCGUGGCCACUCCGCCGGAGAAGUUCGCCCUGACCAGGACGCUGAGCUCCGAGACCAACACUUCGAUAGCCAGCUCCAACACCUCCACCCUAACCUCUGGCUCCUCGGCCGGCUCCCAGGCCAGCUGCAGUUCGCUGGGCAGCACGCCCGCCCUGGACCUGACCCGCCGGGUGUUGAAGAGCCAGGUGAGCGGCGGCGAUCCCGCGGCCCUCUCCACUCGCAAAAGCAUCCUGGCCUCGGCCAAGUGCCGCAGUGCCAAGAGCCGGGGUCAGGAGGACGACAACGACAGCACCGACGGCGAGGCCUGCUCCCUGGCCAACCGCAGAAUGAAGCCCGUUUCCAGCUACAAGCUCCAGCAGCAGCAGCAGCAGUACCAGCACCAGCAGCAUCAUCAGCAAAUCCAGCUGGGCAAGCAGCUGGUGGUGGACAAGCUGAUCAACGUGGCCGCCUACGUGGAACUGACCUCGGACACGGACGACAGCAGCCGGCGAUCGGACACGCCGGCCAAGAUCAGUGCCAUGUUCAUCGACGAGGAGCGCAAGGCGAGCUUCAAGGGAGAUCCCGGCCAGCAGGCCAAGCUCAAGGUGCCGGAGGCGAAACCCCUGCCCAUGGUCCUGCCCUCGCCGAAGAGGGAACCACUGAAGCAGCAGACUACCGCCGAGCUGCGCGAGAAGUUCGAAAGAAGUGCUGCCGCUCAGGCCCAAACCCAAGCGCACAACCACUCGCCGGUGAGCCACAAGAUGGCGAUCGCCCAGAAGCCGCACCACGAGCGCUUCUCCUCGCUGGACUCCCUGGCGUCCAGCUCGUCGGGCGUCAGCUCCACCACGCAGAAUGUGAGCACCACCCAGGAAACGGCCACCGAGUUCGGCAGCUUCUCCUCGCUGGGCAGCAACCAGAGCCUGAUCACCGCCCAGGACGUCCAGCAGAUCGUGGAGGAGGCCGAUCCGCCGCUGAAGACCCCCGAGGCAUUCAUCAUCGUCCUGCAGCGGGAUAAUCCCGAGAGCAGCAUCGGAAUCACCCUGGCCGGCGGAUCCGACUACGAGGCUAAGGAGAUUACGAUCCACAAGAUCCUGAGCAACACGCCAGCCGCCAAGGAUGGUCGUCUGAAGAAGGGCGAUCGAAUCCUCGCCGUCAACGGAAUGAGCAUGCGCGGCUUGACGCAUCGUGAGUCCAUCAGUGUGCUAAAGACCCCCCGUCCCGAGGUGGUGCUAGUGGUGACCCGCUCCGAGUCGCUGGUGGUGAAGGCGCUGACCAAGAAGCGCUCCUCCCUGGGAUCGCUCAGCUCGCUCAACGAGAAGCCCACGGAACUGGACUACGAGCGCAAGAGGAACUACCACAAGGCCUCUCGAUCUCUGGACUUGGACCUCGAUCUGGUGUCCAACGAGGCCGGUGGAUCGCCAGUGGCCACAACUCCCAGCACAGGUUCCGUCAGUCCGCCGCAGCCAGCCAGUCUGUACGACGAGGAUGCGGAGGCCACCAUCGCGGGAAUCCGGGCCAGGAGGCAGUUGUCCCGCGGAGAUGCCGCCAAGCUGAGCACAAGUGAGCUGCUGGAACGGGCGGCGGAGGCGAGAAAUGCCAUUGCGGCGGAGAUUCGGGCACAGGCGGAGGAUGCGGCGGCCAGUGGCGGAGGAGCUCGUUGCGUGGAGAUUGUCAAGGACAGCUGUGGCCUGGGCUUCUCCAUUGAAGGAGGCUUUGACUCACCGCUGGGAAAUCGUCCCCUCAUUGUCAAAAAGGUGUUCAUGGGUGGUGCCGCCCAGAAGACCAACCAGGUGCGCAAUGGCGACGAAAUCCUGAGUAUCAAUGGGUCCUCCACGUCGCGCAUGACGCGAGUGGAUGCCUGGAACUAUAUGAAGCAACUGCCACUGGGACCGGUUAAGAUUUGCUUUGCCUAGAGAGGAUGGUCUAAACACAAUGCCAACGAAGGGGAAGAAUGCGCCACAAUUUUUUAGAUUUAAGCCAAUUAGUUUGGUUACCCCUUUACCGGUCUAACCUUGGGGGUCUUGCCAAUUCGAUGGAUCGAUGCUGCGAGCGAUUUGUUUUGCAUUUAAACGAACCUUUAAUUGUAUGCCUAAUUUUAUAGAUAUUUAAUUUAAAGUGCAAUUGUUUAAACUCUUACAACGUUUUGAUGCCCCUUUUACAUGCCCUUAACUGAUCGAUGAUUGUACAUAUAACUAAUCGAGACUAAUUUACGUAUUUAAACCUUAAAUCAUAUUGAAGCCAGCCUUUGGGGCAGAGCUAUUUCCUUAUAUACAACUUAUUAAUCCACAAAAAAAAGAUAACAAAAAACACAAUUAUAUUUUAUGCCAUAAAUUAUACGGGAACGUUAUACAUGUAUAUUACUUUAAUAAUUAUUAUUUUAUUUAAAGAACAACAAAAACAAUGUUUACGUAUACAAAAGUAUUUGCUAAAAAUAAACAUACAUUAUAUAUGAAA